Messenger RNA from Coregonus sp. 'balchen', 15959 nucleotides. The record is from the annotation of a GenBank genome assembly. NCBI's taxonomy places the organism in Eukaryota, Metazoa, Chordata, Actinopteri, Salmoniformes, Salmonidae.
AUGGACAGAGGCGAUGGUAACGUGAAGUACAUUCUCACUGGAGACGGGGUGGGAAGCUUGUUUUUAAUAGACGAGAACUCAGGUGACAUUCACGCCACUAAGAGGUUGGACAGGGAGGAGAGGGCCAUAUACACACUCCACGCUAAGGUGGUGGACAAGAGGACCAAUGAGACACUGGAGGCUGAUACUGAAUUUAACAUCAAGAUCCACGACAUCAACGACAAUGAGCCAAAGUUCUCUAAAGACAUUUAUUUCGCCAGUGUCCCAGAGAUGUCUGAUGUAGGUGAGUAAUUGGUCCUCUUGUGAUGCUUUAUUUAUGUGAAGAAAUGUGAAUGACAAUUAUUUCUUUAACCUAUUUAGUUCACAGAGGCAGAGAUACAGUGCCUUGCAAAAGUAUUCAUCACCCUUGGCGUUUUUCCUAUUUUGUUGCAUUACAACCUGUAAUUUAAAUGGAGUUGUAUUUGGAUUUAAUGUAAUGGACAUACACAAAAUAGUCCAAAUUGGUGAAGUGAAAUGAAAAAAAUAACUUGUUUCAAAAAAUUCAAAAAAAUAAAUAACGGAAAAGUGGUGGAUGCAUAUGCAUUCACCCCAUUUGUUAUGAAGCCCCUAAGUAAGAUCUGGUGCAACCAAUUGCCUUCAGAAGUCACAUAAUUAGUUAAAUUAUGUCCACCUAUGUGCAAUCUAAGUGUCACAUGAUCUCAGUAUAUAUACACCUGUUCUGAAAGGCCCCAGAGUCUGCAACACCACUAAGCAAGGGGCACCACCAAGCAAGUGGCACUAUGAAAACCAAGGAGCUCUCCAAACAGGUCAGGGACAAAAUUGUGAGAAGUAGAGAUCAGGGUUGGGUUAUAAAAAAAUAUCAGAAACUUUGAACAUCCCACGUAGCACCAUUGAAUCAAUUUGUUUUAAAUUGAAAGAAUAUGGCACCACAACAAACCUGCCAAGAGAGGGCCACCCACCAAAACUCACGGACCAGGCAAGGAGGGCAUUAAUCAGAGAGACAAAGAGACCAAAGAUAACCCUGAAGGAGCUGCAAAGCUCCACAGCGGAGAUUGGAGUGUCUGUCCAUAGGACCACUUUAAGCCAUACAGUCCUGGGCUUUACGGAAGAGUGGCCAGAAAAAAGCCAUUGCUUAAAGAAAGAAAUAAGCAAACAUGUUUGGUGUUCGCCAAAGGCAUGUGGGAGACUCCCCAAACAUAUGGAAGAAGGUACUCUGGUCAGGUGAGACUAAAAUUGAGCUUUUUGGCCAUCAAGGAAAACGCUAUGUCUGGCGCAAACCCAACACCUCUCAUCACCCCGAGAACACCAUCCGCACAGUGAAGCAUGGUGGUGGCAGCAUCAUGCUGUGGGGAUGUUUUUCAUCGGCAGGGACUGGGAAACUGGUCAGAAUUGAAGGAAUGAUGGAUGGCGCUAAAUACAGGCAAAUUCUUGAGGGAAACCUGUUUUUGUCUUCCAGAGAUUUGAGACUGGGACGGAAGUUCACCUUCCAGCAGGACAAUGACCCUAAGCAUACUGCUAAAGCAACACUUGAGUGGUUUAAGGGGAAACAUUUAAAUGUCUUGAAAUGGCCUAGUCAAAGCACAGACCUCAAUCCAAUUGAGAAUCUGUGGUAUGACUUAAAGAUUGCUGUACACCAGCGGAACCCAACCAACUUGAAGGAGCUGGAGCAGUUUUGCCUUGAAGAAAUAUCCCAGUGGCUAGAGGUGCCAAGCUUAUAGAGACAUACCUCAAGAGACUUGCAGCUGUAAUUGCUGCAAAAUGUGGCUCUACAAAGUAUUGACUUGGGGGGGGGGGGGGGGGGGUGAAUCGUUAUAUACGCUCAAGUUUUCUGUUUUUUUUGGGUCUUAUUUCUUGUUUGUUUCACAAUAAAAACAUAUUUUGCAUCUUCAAAGUGGUAGGCAUGUUGUGUAAAUCAAAUGAUACAAACCCCCCAAAAAUCCAUUUAAAUUCCAGGUUGUAAGGCAACAAAAUAGGAAAAAUGCCAAGGGGGUGAAUAUUUUCACAAGCCACUGUAAUCAAUGAACUGCAUAUCAGUCAAAUCAUGUCAUUCACACCAUACUAUGCUUAAGUAAUAGUGGAAGGUUGAAAUUAAAGCGUAACCAACCACCAUUUAUUGAAGAUCAGACUCAACAAGUUCUGGUUUGGGCACUGUGAAAAGGUGUACUGUAAAAGUAAAAGUUGUACAGUAAAAGCACUGUAAACCACUAGUACUAUGAGGCAGACUUCCCUUUAAGGUCGAUGCUUCCAGUUUCCAGAAUGAGAAGUGUCUAUUUGUUUGUUAAUUAAUUAAUUCAUCCAUUUUUUUCAUUCAUUCUUUCAUUAAUUUGUUAUUUCGUUCAUUCAUUAUUCAUUCAUUCAUUCAUUCAUUCAUUCAUUCAUUCAUUCAUUCAUUCAUUCAUUCAUUCAUUCAUUCAUUCAUUCAUUCAUUCAUACAUACAUACCCUCGGUAAUGUCAGAAUGAUGCAUUUAUCAUGUGAUUUCUUGUGUGUUAAGUGCAUAGCCAUUACCAAAUGGUAGGUCACGGUCACCAAUGCUUCACCAAACAGAUGAACAAACUGCCCAUGGCCAAAUUGCCCAAAUUGCACCCUUUCCCUAGUGCACUUCUUUUGACCAGGGCCCAUAGGGAUGCAUCACGUGUGUUUAGAAGGUGCAAACUGGUUUGUCAGAGCAGGCAUCCGCGAAGAGUCAGCAGCUAGCUCCCUUUCAUGUUCUCAUUGCAGACAGCUGUUCCUGCAGUCAUUAGUAUGCUUGAAGACAGUCAGACUUAGCCAGGACGUUACAGAGGUCUCCAGAAUGCCAAGGACAAAUGCGUUCCAACUGGCACCCUAUUCCCUAUAGUGCACUAAAUAGGGAAUAGGAUGCCACUUGGGAUGCAGACAUAAUCUGAGCGGUGGCUUGACAAUUUAUGACGUACAUCACAGGGCUAUGAUCCACACACUAGGGGUCAGUUUCGCAGACAUAGAUUAAGGCUAGUCUUGGACUAAGUGGCACUUUCAAUGGAGAAUAUCAGUUGAACAUGAUUUUUUGUCUAGGACUGUGUCUGGGAAACCAGCCACUAGAGGUCUGAUGCAACUCCAAGUAUACCUACAGUUUGGCUUAGUAUUGGAACAAGAAUUACAUUUUUGCCCAAAAAAGUAUAAACUGUACUCUCUUGUUCACCCCAGCAGAGCUUGGAUAAUUUCAGCUCAAUUUACUUCCCGCUCAUAGAUGAUUAUGAUACGUUCUGUGGAAAUGCUUUUUGGGGAAUUGAUUAUUUUUAGCUAUAUUUAUAAUGACAAGAGCAAUGUGCUGUGCAUAUUUCCCUAGGCAAGGUUAACAAGGUACUGUGCAACAUCAAUUGCAAAGCCUCACACAACUUCUGCCUCCCUUUGAGCUGGAUCGCAUUUAAAAUUAUUUUGUCAAAUUUUAUUGUGGUUAUAAUGACUUUAUUAUAUGCAUGCUAUAUCAUUCCUAGUAAUUGCUCUGUGGGUACUUAAAUUCGAUGUAUGGCUAUGUGCAUUAUCUUGGAUGUAUAGCUAUGGGCAUUUUGUUGGAUGUAUGGAUGUGCAUUAUCUUGGAUGCAGAGAUAGGGCCGGCAGGUAGCCUAGCGGUUAGAGUGUUGGGCCAAUAACUGAAAGGUAGUUAUUUCGAAUCCCCGAGCCAACAAGGGGAAAAUAUGUUGAUGUGCCCUUCAGCAAGGCACUUAACCCUAAUUGCUCCAGGGUCACCGUUAAUAAUGGCAGCCCCUGGCAGUGACCCCACUCUCCGAGGGUGUCUCAGGGAGAGUUGGGAUAUGCAAGAAACACAUUUCCAAUUGCAUAUUAAUACAUACUUGUACAUUUGUGAAAUAGGACAAAUAUAAGCACCCACCAAAUUAUAUUAUCUGUAUUUUGCUAUGUACUGUAAGGUCUCUAUCUUCUCCUCAACAGGCACAUCAGUUAUUCAAGUCACCGCGACAGAUGCUGAUGAUCAAACAUACGGGAACAGUGCCAAGCUUGUGUACAGUAUUCUACAGGGUCAACCAUAUUUCUCAGUGGAUUCAGACAAUGGUAAUCUAAUCACAACACCCACAACGGGCAUGCAAACACUUGAAAGAAGCGAUCAUGUGUGUAUCUCUCCUCCUCUACUCUGCAAACAGAGACCCAGCAGCACUCAGUUUGGGGUGUUUGUUUAGGGAAUGAGAUGUGAGUUGAGCUGAUUCAUAGUUUUCCUCUCUACUCUAUCUCUAUGUUAGUCAGGUCGCAUCAAGAAAUGAUAUUUUAAUAGUGGAUGAAUAUAAUGGCUGCUGUGAACUCUUGGCUUCAAUGGCUUGUGGUGUUAAUAUAAACUCUUAGGGUUCAAUGGCUGUUCCCAUAGAAUAACCCUUUUCGGUGUCAGGUAGAACUCUUUUGGGUUCCAUGUACAAGCCUCUGUGGAAAGGGUUUUGCAUGGAACCCAAGUGGGUUCUACUUGGAACUCAAAGGGGUUCUACCUGGAAUCAAAAAGGGUUCUCCAAUGGGGACAGCCGAAGAACCCUUUUAGGUUCUAGAUAGCACUUUACAGUAGUGUUCUGCUUUUGAUACCUUCUUUUGAUAACUACAACAUUCUUGUGAUAUAUUGCGCUUAUACUAAUGAGGACUGGCAAUUCAAAUGUAUUUACUCUAAAUUAAGUAGAUCUUGUCCUUGUAAAUUAGUUUAAUCUCAUGUUAAACCUGACCAGUCAUACUGAUAAUAGUCUAUUUUCUCAUUCAGGCACGAUCAGGACAGCCCUGCCUAACAUGGACAGAGAGACCAAGGAGAACUACCAGGUUGUGAUCCAGGCUAAAGAUAUGGCUGGCCAGAUGGGUGGGUUAUCAGGGACCACCACAGUCAGAAUUACCCUCUCUGAUGAGAAUGACAGCCCACCCCGCUUUGCUAACCGUAAGAGACCUUCCCUCUUCUCAUCUUUGUUGAUAUUCUGUUUUUCGUGAAGGCAAAAAGUGCUGUACAUAUACUACUGUAUGUGCUUUCUUUUUGCUAUCACUGUGCACAUUUUUUAAAACUGAGACAACAAUGGAUCAUCUAGCUUGCAUCGACAGUAUCCUGUGAGCUCUGUCAAAAGUUGGUUUUGAGCAAUGUGUUAUGACAUAACCAAUAACACAUUUACUACAAUUAUACCGAAACUUUGUCAGUUAAAAGGCAGAUAUUGUGCUUUGUACGUAGCCUACGGGUAGGACUGGCAAAAGGUAACAAUCUUUAUGUAAUAAUCCUUUCUGAAGGAGUCCCACAACUAAUGACAUAACAAACCGGAACAUUUCGACACAAGACAAACUCUAUUGUCACGACUUCCGCCGAGGCUGCCUCCCUUCCUUCUUCGGGCAGGUUUCGGCGUUCGGCAUCACCGGCUUACUAGCUACUGCCGAUCCAUUUAUCAUCACUCCAUUUGUCUUGUCUUCAAUCACACACACCUGGUCCUUAUUCCCUCAUUAGUCAUGGUAUAAGCGUUCAAUCUGUUUCCUUGUCUGUGUGGGUGAUUGUUUAUUGUGGAGGUUUGUGAAGCUCGGUGAGCUCGUGUAUUGUGUAUCGACGGGAGUAUUUUCCCGUGUGCCUUGUAUUUUCCAGUGUGCCUGUUUUGUGCCCUGGAGUGUGUUUGACGCAUUUCUGCGUAAACCUGUAUUUUGCGGAUUAAAGCCUGUUAUUCUGUGAUUUACCCUCCUGCGUCUGACGUCUUCAACACCACCUCAUCACAUCUAUAAAGAAUCUGCACUACUUAAUUGAAGCUGAAAGUUUAAAAAUAAAUCAAUAAUACCUCUCCCCCAGGAGACGUAGAUAAACAAACAUUUAAAAAUACACACCAAAUCACAUCGUCCCAGAGUGCAAAGAAUCUGGGGGAUACAACUCCAGUGGUUAUUCUGUUUCUCUUCCAUUUUUUGAAUCGUGUUUUCUUCUUCUCCCCAGAUACGUUUCGUCUGAGCACUCUGGAGUCGGCUGAAGUGGGAGCGGCCAUAGGUCGGAUCAAGGCUAACGAUGCGGACGUGGGGCGGAAUGCUGAGAUGCAGUAUAGCAUCGUCGACCGAGAUGGACAGGAUAUGUUCACUAUCAUCACCGACCAAAACACACAGGAGGGCGUUAUCAGGGUGAAAAAGGUAGGCCCUAAACUUCCAAUACUAUGCUCUCAUGUUUUAAUCGCCUAUGACCCAACUGCUUCAAAUCACAAGAUACCACUUUGUGUAUAGAGAGAGUUAUCCUCUCUCUAAACUAAACCCAUCUUCUAUUAUUAUCAUCUUCAUGAAAGUACUUAAUUCUGUUCACUGUCAAGAGACCCUUAUUCCUCCUGGGAAUUUGUAUAAAGAGUCUGAGACUUUUGAAAUCCAGGUUUAGCUUCUCUUUUCUUAGCCAGGGCCAUACUUUUCAGAGCCUCAGCCAAUUAUGCAAAUUGGAGAGCCUAAGUGAAAAGAGGACGGUGCGUACAUACUGUAUACAUAGGCUCAGAUUAGAAAUGACACCCUGAUAGCAGUCCUUUAUAUCUAAAGGUGCGCUAAAGAUUAAUGGAAUUGACCAUCCACCAAGAAACUCAUAGAUACAGUAAGUAUAAAGCUGUAAGGAGAUAAGUAGGGGAGCUCCGCUUUACUUUACUAAUUCACUAGUUUUUACUUCAACCAAGAAUCCACCAAAUUUAUCAAUUUAAGUAUCAACUUUCAGUUAUGAAUAAUUAUUGAUCAUUUAUCUGUUUCCUUUUCUUCAUAGCAACUGGAUUACGAGAGACAAAGGACAUACUCAUUCAAAGUGGAGGUGACUAACACCUAUCUGGACCCCAGGUUCAUGUACAGUCCGAACCCUCCAUUCAAAGACGACGCCAUGGUGCGGGUGACGAUAGAGGAUGUGGAUGAGCCGCCAGUGUUCAGCAGGAAACCUUAUAUCAUUGAGGUGCACGAGGAUACAGCCGCUGGCAGCUUUGUUGGUGUGGUGUCUGCCAGGGACCCCGAUGCUGACAACAACCCAGUCAAGUAAGUAAUUGUGUCUGCAUGUCAAAUUGCACCCUAUUCCCUACACAGUGCACUACUUUUGGCCAGGACCCAUAGGGCACUGGUCAAAAGAGUGCACUAAAUAGGUAAUAUGGUGCCAGUUGGGAGCAGACCAUACAUUAAACUGAUCUGGCUCAGCAUCUUUGUUAUAAAGUCAGAUAAUCUACAGGAUUUGAUUGGUUGAUUGAUUGACUACAUGUAGUUGGUUGAUUAGUUGACUUACUGAUUGUUUAUAAAUGUUCACUCACUGAAUAAAGCUGUUUUAAUUUAGGUAAUUUGAUUUUCAUAACCUAAUGGACUGUUAUGGUGUAAGAAACCAAUAAUUAAAAGGUAGCAAUAGAAACAAACAAUUCCUGGUGUGGUAAUACGUCUAUAACAACCAUUCAAAGUUUCCUCUUAUUAGGUUUUUUGGGGUGGAAAUGUGGAUCGCUUGGCUAAAUCUAAUCCAUCAGUGUAUCUGAGUGUCAGCGUGGAGGGAGGGUGGAAGAAAAGUAAAUUAUUCAUGGGUCCCUCCUCGUUGACAGCACUGGGAAGAGAAUACAGACACUGUUUAUCUCCACAGAAUUAUGUAAGCAAGCCCAGUGCGGUAGCGGCACAAAGUCAAAGUGAAAGAGCCUAAUUUGCUUUAUCGAUUAACACUGCUCUGUUCCACACAUAUGGCGCAUGUCUGUCUGUGUAUUUGUCUGUCUGUGUAUCUGUCUGUGUAUCUACCUGCCUGCCUGUCUACCCGUCUGACUAUCCGUUCGUCUGUCCGUCUGUCUCUCCAACAUGGAGACAUGCCAGUCUCUGCUCGUGCAGCACAAUGAGGACUGUCAGUAGAAUAUAUAAGUUGACAAUGAUAAAUGAGACAGCAGUAUAGAAGUAUUCAUUAUUUCCUGACAAAGGAAAUAGAAGGAGAGGUAUGAUAUACUGUGUGGGCCAACGCUGGGUGAUUUGUAAUGUAUUUUUUAAUAGAGUCCUGUAUUAUUAUGAUGGAAUUGAUCACAGGAGACAGGAACAACAGCUUUAUGUCUGGGGCAAGACAUCAUGUCUAUAUUAUUAAUUUGAUUGGAUUAAUGUGUAGAUUAGUAUGGGUAUAUUCAAAAUAUGGAUAUUUUUUACACAAUCAAAUAUGAUGUAUUUAUAUUACUCUCUGCAGAUACUCCAUUGACCGCCAUACCGAUCUGGAGAGACUGUUCAACAUUGAUUCUGUAAACGGCACCAUUACAACACUGAAAGGCCUCGACAGGGAGAUGUCAAGAUGGCAUAACAUCUCUGUUGUUGCAACUGAAAUAAGUAAGAUAAACAUCCCUUUUCUAUAACUUUUUUUGUAAAACAUCUUGUGCAUGUUCUCUCAAUUUUGUGGCCUUUGUUAUUACACAAAUUGGUGAUGCUAGAGGCUUUUAUGCACUUUUCAAAAUAGACAAAGACACAUAAAUGGGAUGUGAAAGCUGUACAUGUUCACAUAUCUGCUUAUGUUACACCCAUCAGAUGUCCCAGGUCUAAAUCAGUCCCUGAUUAGAGGGGAAGAAAUAAAAAAAGCAGUGGAACUGGCUUCGAGGUCCAGAUUUAAAUUUAAGGGGUCUACUGUAUGGGCCUGCUAACACACUUCCAAACAUCUUGUUUAGGUAACCCUCGCCAAACCACUCGAGUCCCAGUGUUCAUCAGGGUCCUGGACGUUAACGACAAUGCACCUGAAUUUGCCAUGUAUUACGAGACAUUUGUCUGUGAAAAUGUCCAAUCUGGACAGGUAAAGUAGACAUCAUAAUACUAAGAAUGCUGAGGAAAAGCCUGAAGAAAGUACAUAUGUUUUCGAAUGCCUUUUUGUUUCACUAUCCACAGCUGAUUCAGACGAUAAGUGCGGUUGACACAGAUGAACCUCUUGUUGGACAUAAGUUUGUCUUCAGCAUAAGCUCCUCCAAUCCAAACUUCACUAUCGUUGACAAUGAAGGUAAACGUUAGCCUUCUGUCAUUUUUUAUUGACUAGUAGCAUUUACAAGUAGUCAAUGAUGCUUUGUAUCUGGCCAUUAUCUGUUCAUACUGUACACUGUAAACAAAUAUGUUGUCAUUUUUACAGUACAAUACUGGCAGCACAGAAGCCAGUAACUUACUGUAGAUUUACAGGACAUUUACAGAAACACAAUCCUACAGCAUAUUACUGUAACACCUGACUACAGCAACAUGCUGUAUUUCUAGAGGUUAGGAAACUGUUGUAGACUUACAGUGAAGGCAGCUAGUGCCAAAGAUGGGCAGUAUUUCUGUUAUUUGAUAUAGGUAUUUCAAUACUUAUUUUGUAAUUUGUAUAUCAUUGGCCUGAAGUACAAUUUAUUUAUUUUGUGACAGUUUAAUUAGAAUACAUCUAUCUUGUAUUUUCAAAUAUAGAAAUUAACUUGUAAGUAGCCCGCUUAACUACAACAACAUUCAUGGUAACAUAAUAUUUUUACUUGCUACAAUUUGACUGUGAUAUGCUCUUGUUUAUCUACCUUAGUUUAAUGCACUGACUGUAAGUUGCUCUGGAUAAGAGUGUCUGCUAAAUGACCAAAAUGUACAUGUACAUUUAAAAAUAAACACUUGCAAAGCACACUGCUAGGUAUUAUUCUAAUGAGCUCCGCCCUCAAAGAAGGCCACAUUUGAUCAAAAUACAAAUAGUUUGAGAGUGGAACUCAUUAGAAUAAUACCCAGCAGUGUACUUUGCAAGUGUCCAUUUUCACAAUUAAAUUUUGGUCAUUUAGCAGACGCUCUUGUCUAGACCGACUUACAGUCAGUGCAUUAAACUAAAGUUGAUAAAUAAAUAAACACAUAUCACAGUCAUAGCAAGUAAAACGUUUCUGUAACCAUCACUGAGAAUGUUGUUGUAGUUAAGGAUACAUUGGUCUUCAAGAUAUUUUUUAUUUGUAACAAGAUACCUUUUGAUGCAUCUUUGCCCAGCUCUGGCUAGUGCCAAGUAUGUUACUAUAAUAUUCACAGUAACUUGCCACCAGCGUCCUUAAAGUUAAUGUAAUAUCAGAGCAAUGCUACAGUACCAUACUGUAAAAUGUGCCUACUAUAGGUAUUUCCAUAUUACAGCAUAUUUAUGAAUAUUAGGUGUUUUAUAUCACUUGCGCUUCUAGAGAUCUAAACAAAUGCUUCAAAACUGGCCGUGAGUACAAGGCAAAACAGACCAGAAGAACUUAGCAAAACAGGCAACCAGUAAAGGUUUAAGACUUGCUACCACUCUAAUAUGUUUCUUAUACACAUUACAUUUAUACAUUUGUAGGACACUACUACCACAUAUCAGUUCAAUUGGUACAGCAUUCUCACUAACGGGUGAAUAUAGCCACUUACAAGGCACGCCUCUAAAUAUGUUAAUGAGCCAGCAAUCCUUUCCCCUCCAACAAAAUUUUUCCACAAUGCACCCUCAUUUACAUAAUGCUUCAGUAAAUAUAGAGCAAAACAGCAAUACAGUACUUCAUUGUUAAAUUGUAUUGUAAUACAAUUACAACAAUUGCUAACACUGAAUAUGUAAUUAUAUAUUACAGCAUACCAAUGAAUAUUUGGUGUUUUAUAUUACUUGCACUUGUAGAGGCCUUAACAAAUGUUUCUAAACUGGCAGUGACUACAGGGCAAAACAGAUCAAAAGGAUAUGGCUAAACACGCAACCAUUACAGGUUUGAGAUUUGCUGCCUCUCUGAUCUGUCCCCUACACAUAUUAGGGGUGACCUGAGGGGCUUUGAGGUACCAGAACGCAUGAAAAAAAAUCACCUUUAUAAUAAAGCAUUAUUAUUGCUUUUGUGUACUGGCAUACAGCAGUAGAGUAGAGGCGCUUGCACACAUUGGGGGAAAAGUUUGUAGCCCAGGGACAGGAACAUUAUUGGCCUUUUAUGAACGGAUUUCAUGCAAUUCUACAUACACUGCUCAAAAAAAAUAAAGGGAACACUUAAACAACACAAUGUAACUCGAAGUCAAUCACACUUCUGUGAAAUCAAACUGUCCACUUAGGAAGCAACACUGAUUGACAAUACAUUUCACAUGCUGUUGUGCAAAUGGAAUAGACAACAGGUGGAAAUUAUAGGCAAUUAGCAAGACACCCCCAAUAAAGAAGUGGUUCUGCAGGUGGUGACCACAGACCACUUUUCAGUUCCUAUGCUUCCUGGCUGAUGUUUUGGUCACUUUUGAAUGCUGGCGGUGCUUUCACUCUAGUGGUAGCAUGAGACGGAGUAUACAACCCACACAAGUGGCUCAGGUAGUGCAGCUCAUCCAGGAUGGCACAUCAAUGCGAGCUGUGGCAAGAAGGUUUGCUGUGUCUGUCACCGUAGUGUCCAGAGCAUGGAGGCGCUACCAGGAGACAGGCCAGUACAUCAGGAGACGUGGAGGAGGCCGUAGGAGGGCAACAACCCAGCAGCAGGACCGCUACCUCUGCCUUUAUGCAAGGAGGAGCAGGAGCAGCACUGCCAGAGCCCUGCAAAAUGACCUCCAGCAGGCCACAAAUGUGCAUGUGUCUGCUCAAACGGUCAGAAACAGACUCCAUGAGGGUGGUAUGAGGGCCCGACGUCCACAGGUGGGGGUUUUGCUUACAGCCCAACACCGUGCAGGACGUUUGGCAUUUGCCAGAGAACACCAAGAUUGGCAAAUUCGCCACUGGCGCCCUGUGCUCUUCACAGAUGAAAGCAGGUUCACACUGAGCACAUGUGACAGACGUGACAGAGUCUGGAGACGCCGUGGAAAGCGUUCUGCUGCCUGCAAAAUCCUCCAGCAUGACCGGUUUGGCGAUGGGUCAGUCAUGGUAUGGGGUGGCAUUUCUUUGGGGGGCCGCACAGCCCUCCAUGUGCUCGCCAGAGGUAGCCUGACUGCCAUUAGGUACUGAGAUGAGAUCCUCAGACCCCUUGUGAGACCAUAUGCUGGUGCGGUUGGCCCUGGGUUCCUCCGAAUGCAAGACAAUGCUAGACCUCAUGUGGCUGGAGUGUGUCAGCAGUUCCUGCAAGAGGAAGGCAUUGAUGCUAUGGACUGGCCCGCCCGUUCCCCAGACCUGAAUCCAAUUGAGCACAUCUGGGACAUCGUGUCUCGCUCCAUCCACCAACGCCACGAUGCACCACAGACCCAGGAGUUGGCGGAUGCUUUAGUCCAGGUCUGGGAGGAGAUCCCUCAGGAGACCAUCCGCCACCUCAUCAGGAGCAUGCCCAGGAGUUGUAGGGAGGUCAUACAGGCACGUGGAGGCCACACACACUACUGAGCCUCAUUUUGACUUGUUUUAAGGACAUUACAUCAAAGUUGGAUCAGCCUGUAGUGUGGUUUUCCACUUUAAUUUUGAGGGUGACUCCAAAUCCAGACCUCCAUGGGUUGAUAAAUUUGAUUUCCAUUGAUCAUUUUUGUGUGAUUUUGUUGUCAGCACAUUCAACUAUGUAAAGAAAAAAGUAUUUAAUAAGAUUAUUUCAUUCAUUCAGAUCUAGGAUGUGUUGUUUAAGUGUUCCCUUUGUUUUUUUGAGCAGUGUAUUUUUAGAUGACUGAAGACUUUAGCAGAAUAGUUUUUAAUACCUCACAAAUCGAAAUGACAGGCUACUUUGACACAGACAAACUGAGAAUCUGAGAUCAAUAAAAACGACCUUGUCUUGAAUCCAUCAAUGGCCUAGGGCUAGGUGUGUGGAGACACAUACAGUAUAUUGUACAAUAUGCAGAAGAAAAUAUAGUUCUAAAAAAGCUUUACAGUUUCACUGACUCACCCAAUGAUGCGCAGCUCACUCACCGGCGAUGGCUGGUGUCAAAAGCCUCUCUCCUGUUUUACUUUGUAAAACAAUGCUGUUCGCUCAAUAGGCCUAUUUGGUGAGCCUACAGGCUGAUUGGUCUUCUCUUUUCCACAGGAGCCAUUUGCUUUCCAAUCUGUCUUUUCCCACGAUUGGAUUUGAAAUAUUGCGAUAGGCCUGUUUUGGCUGCAUGUCAGUGUAGCGGAAUGCCAUUGAGCCCCCAAAAUGCAUUGCUCUUUACAGUACUGUUUUGUAAUAUAGAAUUACAGUAGCUAACUGUACAAUUUUUGCUGUGAAUUUACAGCAAUUUGUUACAGUGAUGGUGUGAGAUGUAUUAUGUCCUUUUUUUAACCUAUGGAGCUGCAACAAUACAAGCUUUAGGGGGACCAUUUGUUUAAAACAUUAGAAACUACCUUUCAUUUCUCAUAUCCUCUAUUUCUUUCCUCUGCGAUCCACCCCUUAGAUAACACAGCCAGGAUCCUGACUCGGAGGGCAGGAUUCAGCCGGCGUGAGAUGAAUACCUACCUACUGCCCGUAGUGAUCUCGGACAAUGACUACCCUAUCCAGAGCAGCACCAGCACUUUGACUGUGAACGUGUGUGCCUGCGACAGCCGGGGGAACAUGCAGUCCUGCAACACUGAGGCUCUGCUGUCUGCCGGGCUGAGCACUGGAGCCCUGGUGGCUAUCCUGCUCUGUGUCAUUAUCCUCUUGAGUAAGUAUUACUAUCAAUCACACUGGUACAGACAGUCAACAGCCUUGUGUAGAGCCCAUAGGGCUCUGGUCAAAUUUAGAGAAAUCUAGGGAAUAUGGUGCCAUUUGGGAGACUCCCAAAUACUCAAGUACUCUUCUUAAGUCUAAACAUACGGUACAGUAGAACCCACUUAUCCACUUAUUAAAAGGUGGGGGCAAUUAUUCUGGGCUGUGUUGGACUCUACCACAACUAACUAUACUGCACUGUGCUGAACUGGUCUGUAGCCACAAAGUCCUUCGACAGCACUUAAAUCCACUGUGUUACUUCUGUGACUCUACACCUUGUUCUUCUUUGUGUCUAUUCCUUUCAUUAUCAAACUUCUUCAACUAAAGAUAGUUGAAAGUAGGACCACUCGCUGAGACAUUACUUUGCUGGCUGCUUGUGUAAAUAGUGUGUUUUCUCAUGAAAAUGGUGCAGCGGGAUGAAAGCUUUCAUUAGUGGAUAUAUCCACUUGACAAAAAGGUCUUUGUGUUUUUCCGUGCUAAAGUAGGUCACAUGCUAUUUCCUGACUUCCUAAAGCACCACUUCAGCCCCCUUUGUGAGCUAAUGCAGUAUGUAAACGCACACAGUGCAAAACAGCAAGUGUGCAUGUAAUUUUCCCCGGCAAAAAGCUAAAAUAUGUAGUGCUUAUGUUCAAGGGUAUAUCAAUAAGUAAUGGCCAAAAAACUUACUUUGAACCUGAUACUGCACUUGGCCAAGCAUAACCCAGUGCCACCUAAAGAGCAUCAUCUAGGAGCCAUAAAAAGUCAUGACAGUGACCUAUCGGCAACAUAAAUACCAAUCCACUCAGUUUUGCUUCACAUCGUACCUAAGAACAGCCCUUAGCCAAGUGUUAUGCACGAUAUUACAACGGUUCUAAUGUGCCUGAGUGUUUGCCAUUCUUCCUCCUCACUCGAUACUGCAGACACCCAGCUCAUCUAUUGACGUGUUCACCUGUUCAUGUGUAUGCUCUCUUUCUUUCACAAACACUUGUUCCAUGAUCUCCGUUUAACUAGAAUCAUGUUCGCAUCCUCACCUAGCCACUGAUCCCUCGCUAGCAAAUUAAGUAUUGACAUAUCUUCCACUGCAUGCCUGUUCCUCCUCACAGUCCCACUUCACUUGUCUGUCUCGCACUGAAGAGAGCUCUACUGUAGCUCUGGCUUCUGGCUCACGCAGAUUGGAAGUGCUGAAGGUUGAACCCCAUGCUCGCCUCUUGAGCGAAAUAUCAUGACAUCUGCUCAUUAUCCAAUGGUUUUCUCGCUUGAACCCCUAUGACAGGCUGUCUAAUUUACCUCUUCUACGCCUCCGACAGACAGGCAGGCAGUCAGUAGGCGCUGGGCUGGAACGGUUUGCCCUCCUGCUCCUCCUCCUCCUCCUCCUCCUCCUCGCCACCCCAAACAACCCAAAACCACGGCAUGGGUCAGUCAGAAAGGUCUGGAAACAGGGCCUCUAAAGAGCCCCUCCUGCAGAGAGAGCUUUAUAAUUAACGCCUAAGUGGGAGGCAGGUAGAGCACUACAGCACCUGCUGAGAGGUGGAAAGAGGAGGAGGAGGAAGAGGAGGAGGAGGGAGUAACACUGGCUGGCUUCAGCAUGAAGCCCCAAUGAGAGGGAAUAUUUUUUGCUAUUUUUGCUCCUUUUUCAUGAAAAUAAUGAGCUGUAUCCCACAAUAAUCCCACGCUCUCAUAGUGCCACUCUGGAUGCAAAUUCCUGCACAUGCUGGCAAGUUUUGAUUAAAAGUCUGGCUCAAAAAUGAAAAUAUGAUAAGAUGCAUUUAAUCAUGUGUGUAAGGGUAGUCUGACUUCAGAGAGAAAAAAGGAAGCACUCUUUCAAGUGCUACAGCUUUUCUACAGUGAAUGUGACGUUAAGCGGAAAAGAGAAAGAAAAUCUUUUCUGCUCAAUCUUUAAUACAAGGAGGUGAGUGCAGCGGAUUUAUCCCAGAUAGCAAAUGUGUCUUUCUCUCUUCUGUGAAUUUCUGAGUCUCCUUAAUGCAUGACACAUGUAUCGAAGCACACUCCUCUCCUCUCCCAUCUCAUACUCAAGUUCUUCUCUCUCUUUCCCUCUCUCUUUGUGUCUAUAGUGAUCGUGGUGCUGUUCGCUGCCCUGAGGAGGCAGCAGAGGAAGAAGGAGCCUCUGAUCAUCUCCAAAGAGGAUGUGAGAGACAACGUCGUCAGCUACAAUGAUGAAGGGGGCGGAGAGGAGGACACCCAGGCCUUUGAUAUCGGCACGCUGCGCAACCCAGAGGUGAUGGACGCUAAGAAGCUGCGCAGGGACAUCAUCCCAGAGAUGCUCUUUCCCUUCCAGAGGACAUCACCUAUAAAGGAUAACGCCGACGUCAGAGAAUUCAUUCACGGGAGGCUCCAUGAGAACGACUCGGACCCCACCGCACCGCCCUACGACUCCCUGGCCACCUACGCCUACGAGGGGAGCGGCUCGCUAGCCGAGUCCCUCAGCUCCCUGGAGUCUGGAUGUACGGAGGGGGACCAGGAGUAUGAUUACCUCAGCAACUGGGGACCACCAUUCAAAAAACUAGCAGACAUGUAUAUAGGGAAGGACACGGCGAGAGAAACCUAG